Molecule: messenger RNA, 1266 nt
Organism: Lachancea nothofagi CBS 11611
Lineage: Eukaryota; Fungi; Ascomycota; Saccharomycetes; Saccharomycetales; Saccharomycetaceae
Source: the annotation of a GenBank genome assembly
AUGGAUCAGUCUAACGCCCGAGUAGCCUACGUGAGAGUUGACAACUUGCCUCCGGGCAAAAGCUGGCGCCAAGUCAAGUACAUGGUUGGAGGGAUGAUUCAUCACUCCGCUAUUCUUCAGGUGAAAAUGUUGCCUCCCGUGCAAUCAAUAGUUCCGCCGUUCAUGCCUUUCCAGAGCUGUAUAGUUUCCUUGAAACGGUCUGAUACCCAGCUGAACCGUCUACUCAUGGAUCUGAACGGCUACACUUGGGAGUAUUAUCGACUAAUGGCAUAUGCUGUGCCCCCGUUGCAUGCGCCGAAUGGCUCGGCCUUUAUCCCAGGUUCUGGUUCUGCUUUGGACCCACUCAGCCCACCGGGCUCCAUGCCCAAUGCUGGUCCCGGUUCUGCACCCCCCUCGGGACAUAUGAUGAUGCCUUUUGCUCCCAUGCCUCCAAUGUAUUUCCCUGGAACUUUACCACAAUCAUUACCGCACGAUCCGUUUGUUCGGCAAAAUCAACAGCAUGGUAAAAAGAUGCGUCAAGUUUUCAGUGAGGAAAGUUUCCGGAGGCAGAUGAGCGCUAGACGCAUGUAUCAACUUCAAUUAGAUGGCUUUCCGCCUUGUCUACAUUGGGAUGUUAACGGUUUAUACGGCAUAAGUUCCCAGGAACUACUCCCGUCAACAGACGCAUCGGCCAUGACAAUUACAACUGCCCAUCCGGAACACUUUGGGAAGCUCAAAUGGACCGUGCUCAAAGAUUUCAUUCAGCUGAAAUGCCGAAAACUUCUGGAAAUGGAUAUUACAGGUGCGGCUGCAAAUACGCGAGAGUUUUACGUGGGUGUUUACGAGGAUGCCGAAGUCAAAGUUAACGUUGAAGUGCUGAAUGCGGAGCCUGUCAUAUCUGUACCGAAGUCGGAAUCCGGAUCGGAAUCUCGAUUGCCACGAGCAGAAGAAAUCAAUGAGGCCGAAGAGGGAAACAAUGAGGCCGAAAAGGAAAACAAUGAGGCCGAAAAGGAAACCGAUGAGGCCAAUGAAGAAAACCAUGAUGCCAAAGAAGAGCAACAGCAGCAGCUCGGUAGCGAUGAGGCCGGCGUCGACGAAGCAGGCGAAGAGUUGGCUCAGCUCAACCUAGAUUCAAAACAGAAGGUUGUUUCAGCAACAAUUUACAAAGCUAUAGUAGGCUUUCAUUCUAGAGAGCUCUGCGAUGUUUGUGUGGAGAGUCUACAAAAUCAAGAGUAUUCAUUGGGCUACAAGCUUAACGUCACCGAACUGGAACCUCUGGAAUGGUAA